Molecule: messenger RNA, 2046 nt
Organism: Onychomys torridus (southern grasshopper mouse)
Lineage: Eukaryota; Metazoa; Chordata; Mammalia; Rodentia; Cricetidae
Gene: Vsig10
Product: V-set and immunoglobulin domain containing 10
Exons: 5
Coding region: 232-2046 (604 amino acids)
Biological process (GO): cell-cell adhesion
Cellular component (GO): cell-cell junction
Molecular function (GO): cell adhesion molecule binding
Source: RefSeq, a predicted model, not a curated record
CUCCUCCCGGCCAAGGUGGAGGAAGUUGCCGGAGAGGCGGGAGGGGGCCCCGCGCCUGUUGUUUUCCGCCGGGCGGGCUGGGCGCAGGGGCGGGGCGCGCGCCCCAGAGGCGACCGCCCGGGCUCGGCCGCAGCAUCCUAGUCGGGGAGCCCCUCACCGCGGGCCGGGGAGCCCAAAGAACCCUGCACACCCAGAGCCCUGCGUUUCCCUCGGCCGAAGAUCUGGGGCGCGAUGGCCGGGCUAUGCGUCCUGUUGUGCCUCGGGGCGCUUCUGGCCAGCCAGGGCUCGGCAGACUUGGGUGCUGUGGCCGUCGGCAAAGUCCAUGAGAAUGUUACUCUUCCCUGUGGCAACGUGUCAGGAUCCAGGGGCCUGGUGACCUGGUACCGGAAUGACUCAGAGCCCGUCUUCCUGCUCUCCUCCAAUUCCAGCCUCCCUCCGGCUUCGCCUCGCUUCUCCCUAGAGGAUGCAGGUGCCCUGCACGUGGAGGCACUGAGGCUGGAGGAUGACGGCAACUACACCUGCCAGGAGGUUCUGAAUGAGACCCACUGGUUCCCUGUGUGGCUGCGGGUGGCCAGUGGCCCUGAUCAGAUUGCGGUGAACAUCUCAACCACUGGUGCCCUCUCCAAUGGUACCCUGUAUGCAGCCAAGGGCUCCCAGGUGGACUUCAGCUGCCACAGCACCGCACAGCCUCCGCCUGAGGUGGAGUGGUGCUUCCAGGCCCACAACAAGUCGGAGCCCUUUGGAAAGAACCUGACGGCCAACAGCUUCACGCUGUUGCUGAUGUCACAGAACCUCCAAGGCAACUACACGUGCUCAGCCACCAACGUGCUCAGCGGGAGUCAGCGAAAGGUGACCACCGAGCUCCUGGUCUACUGGCCCCCUCCAUCAGCUCCUCGGUGCUCAGUGGAGGUGUCUUCAGAUGCCAUCAUCUUGGAACUCUCCUGUAAUUGGGAUGGGGGCUACCCUGAUCCGACCUUCCUGUGGACUGAAGAACCGGGAGGGAUGGUCGUGGGGAAUUCAGAGCUGCAAACACUGAGCCCAUCACAGCUGUCGGAGGGCAGGAAGUUCAAGUGCGUUGGGAGCCACAUUGUGGGACCAGAGUCGGGAGCCAGCUGUGUGGUACAGAUCUCCCCGGGUCCCGGUUGUCCGCCCGCCCACCCCUUCCCUCGACCCCUACCCUCUCAGCCCUACGUCAACCCGAAUCAGGUCCGAGAGCCUACUCCCUCCCCAUCCCACCCAGCUCAGGCAUUUCCCCCGGCCUCGGGUCCUUCAGCACCACGGCCCCCGCCCCGGUGUGUCCCCCGCCCCACCCCGCUUUCCUUUCACCUCUGCGUCAGUCCUCCGGGUCCCCGGCCCCGCGUUUCUUUCUUUCCUGCGUUCCCUCCAGGCUUCACGUCCCCACAGCCUCGAGUCCCCUUAGCCUGGUGUUCCCCCAGCCCGCGUCCUCUAAGCUUCUUGUUCCCAAAGGCCAGCGUACCCUCAGUCUUAGCGUUCCCCACCCUCACAUCCCAUGGCCCCAUGUCUCCUCAGCUCAGCGUUCCCCCCAGCCCCUCGUCCGCCCAACUCAGCGUUCCCCCCGGCCCCGCAUCCCUCCCCAACUCAGCGUUCUCCCGGCCCCGCGUCCGCCCAACUCAGCGUUCUCCCGGCCCCACGACACCCCCAGCCCCGCGCUCCCCCGCCCCAGUCCAGGGUUCCCUCGACCCCACGUUCCCCGCCAACCCGCGUUCCUCCAGCUCAGCGUUCCCCCCAGCCCCGCGUUCCCCAAGUUCAGCGUUCCCCCUUAGCCCAGUGUUCCCUCGGCCCCCACGUUCCCACCUCCCCCCCCCCAGCCCGCGUUCCUCCAGCUCAGCAUUCCUCCCAGCCCCGUGUUCCUCCUCCGCCCCAGCCCAGUGUUCCCUGGGCCCCACGUUCCCCCCGGCCCCGUGUCCCUUCAUCUCAGCGUUCCCCCAGCCCCGCGUUCCCCGACCCACCCGAGGCCCCCGCAGCGUAGCGUUGGUUCCCUUGCGCACUCUGGACCCGGCCCUGGCCCUGCCGACCACCAUGUAA